AUGAAGAUGGAUUUAAAUAGGAAAGAAUGCAAGAAAAUAUUUAAACUCUAAUAAAAUUUGAAUUAAGUAUUAAAAUACUAACAUUACUUCAAAUUCCAAUUAUCAAUCAAUUUUAUAAAAAAAUACUAUUCAUAUGACUCAUAAAUUAAAGAAAAUUUAUAUAUUAAUUAGUAUUUUUAGAAUAAUUCAUAACAAUCAAAUUAAUUACAAUAAAUAUUAGAAAUUAAUUAAAAGAAAUCGAAAAGAUCUUAGAAUAAAAGUAAAACAAGUAAUCUGAAUUACAAGAAGCAGAAAUGCUAUUCAAAAUGGCUAUGUAUUAACAAAUUAAGGUUAAUAUUAAGAAGCUCUGAAAAUUUAAGAUAAUUCAUUGUCUCUGUUAAAUAUAAUAAAUAAGAUAUUUAUGUGGAAAGGUAAUAUAAAUAGUUUAUUAUUCUAAGGACAAUCAUUAAAUUUAACUCAUUCACAUUUUCACUUAAUUAUAUUUAUCAAAAAAGACUAUAAGAAGGAAUCAAAAUGUUGUGA
Molecule: messenger RNA, 522 nt
Organism: Paramecium primaurelia
Lineage: Eukaryota; Ciliophora; Oligohymenophorea; Peniculida; Parameciidae
Source: the annotation of a GenBank genome assembly